This is a messenger RNA of Hippocampus zosterae (dwarf seahorse), 1438 nucleotides long. It is a transcript of the gene cenatac, whose product is annotated as centrosomal AT-AC splicing factor. The record is from RefSeq and is a predicted model, not a curated record. The coding region runs from base 154 to 1209 and encodes 351 amino acids. Lineage: Eukaryota; Metazoa; Chordata; Actinopteri; Syngnathiformes; Syngnathidae. The transcript has 11 exons.
CUUAGGGGAUCCAUUGCGAGACGGUAUUUCCUCUUUUGGCAGUUCGUGCCACUGCAUUAUUCGUGAGCUAGACGGAGAGUAAUUCAGUUGUUUGUUAGAAGCGACACACAAAAUUGUGGUCUCCGUAUUGGUAUUCACAUUUCAUCCGGGUAGAUGGGCGCCUAUUACUGCGCCAUAUGUAGGCAAACGGCGUUCAACGGGAAAGGACAUAUCUUCGGGAAACAUCACCAGAGCAGACUUAGGCUCGUGUUGAUGAAAUUCAUUGAAAAGGUGAAGGAAGCACGGCGUACACUUAAAAAACCUGAAGUUGAAAAAUUUGACUGUACUCAACACAAGAAAACCUUCUGGUGUUACUGCUGUGGCCAGGAAGUGGAACGAAAUGUUUCUGAUGGCAACAUGACCGUUUUACAUGGAGGAUUGCUGGAACACAUGGCCACGCCAGAACAUAGAAAGAGUACCCACAAGUUCUGGUGGGAGAACAAGGCCGAUCCCAAGUUGAAAGACAAAGUCAUCAUCACACAGGAAGAGACUCAACGGUUUAAAGUUGAAGUGGCCAAAGUGUUGGAAACAUUUGUGGAGCAGGAGGAUGAAUUCAUUAAACAGCAAGCAGAGUUGAUCCGGGCCCAGGAGAAACGGCGCCAAGAGCUCCUUGAGUCUCUUGUAGAGCAUGAAGCAGAGCCAGAGUCGAGCCACGGACAGAACGGAACGGAAACGGCAGCAGAGGCCGGUGUCAGCUUUCAAGGGACGCCACGGGGAGGCCACCGGCAGACGGGGAGAAGCCUCGUCGACUCAAUGGUGGACGCGCAGCAGCAGGGCUUGACUUUCAUUGGUUAUCAGGAUUCGGCAAACAGCGGAAACGUACACACAGGUGCCGUGCCUCCUUGGUUCCAGGAUGAUGAUCCUCUAGAGGGGACGUCCACAAGCGCGACGCCUCUGGAGAUUGGCCCGUCCUGCCAAGAAUUCUUCAAACAGAAGGAGCAAGAGAAGCUGAAGAAGCUUCCCCCGAACAGAGUGGGGGCCAACUUUGACCACAGCUCACACACCGAUGCCAACUGGUUGCCCUCUUUUGGUCGCGUGUGGAACAGCGGCAGACGCUGGCAAUCCAGGCACCAGUUCAGACAGGAGCAAGGCCAGAAAAACAAAGUGAAGAGGAAGAUGAAGCAAGGUGCUGAAGGGUCCAAGAAAGCGAAGAUGGCAACAGAUGACUAAUAUCAACAUUUCAAAUGGAGUUCAUAAGACUGCCAGAUGGUCGCUAUGUCAUGUGUGCUGGCCGCAUUCCCAUACGAUUAAUAGUCGUGCCGUGACAAAAAGCGGUCCUCGGUUAAUGACAGAGUUCCUGUUUUUAUACCGGCAAUGUAAUCCGGAAAGCAGACGUAAAUUCACAGUGAAUAUUUGUAUGAAAAACGUUCCCAGUGUAGAACUAAAAACAAAUAAAAAU